CACUGUUUCUCUCUCAGAUCUCUUUCUCUCUCUCUCUCUCUCUGCAACAACGGAAGCUGAAGUAGGGAGGUGUAAUGGGUUCUCUAGCUCCAUGGUCAGAUGUUUCUCAACCUCCAAAAGAAACCCAAACCCAAAUAAACCCUAACGAACUUCUCAAUCUCUUCAAAUGCCAGCAGAAAUACAUGAAUUUCUUCUUCCAGAACCUUGACGUUUCUCAAACCCUAUCUUUCACGCAGACUCUCUUGAACGCCAAAGGCACUAUUUUCUUUACUGGCGUCGGCAAAUCUGGUUUCGUCGCUCAGAAGAUCUCUCAAACCCUCGUCUCUCUUGGCAUUCGAUCGGCUUUCUUGUCUCCUCUCGAUGCUCUUCAUGGAGAUAUCGGCAUUUUGUCCAAUUUAGAUCUUCUUGUUCUCUUUAGUAAGUCGGGGAAUACUGAAGAGCUCCUGAAAUUGGUUCCCUGCGCCAAGGCGAAAGGUGUGCUCUUGAUCUCCAUUACCUCCUCGGAGGGGAAUUUGUUGGCCAAUGUUUGUGAUUUGAAUGUACAUUUGCCUUUGGAGAGAGAAUUGUGCCCGUUUGAUCUGGCGCCGGUGACAUCCACGGCGAUUCAGAUGGUUUUCGGGGACACUGUUGCCAUUGCUCUGAUGAGUGCGAGGAAUUUGACCAAGGAUGAGUAUGCGGCGAAUCAUCCAGCUGGGAAGAUUGGAAAAAGCCUAAUCUUCAAGGUAAAAGAUGUUAUGAAGAAGCAAGAGGAGCUUCCACUGUGCAGGGAAGGAGAUUUGAUAAUGGAUCAGUUAGUGGAGCUUACAAGCAAGGGAUGUGGAUGCCUUCUUAUUGUUGAUGAUGAGUACCAUCUCAUUGGGACUUUCACAGAUGGUGACCUGCGGCGCACCCUGAAGGCCAGUGGAGAGGGCAUCUUCAAGCUGACAGUGGGGAAGAUGUGCAACAGGAACCCAAGAACAAUUGGUCCAGAUGCCAUGGCAGUGGAGGCUAUGCAGAAGAUGGAGUCCCCACCAUCUCCUGUGCAAUUCUUGCCUGUUGUCAACCGUCAAAAUAUGGUGAUCGGGAUUGUCACAUUGCACGGAUUGGUCUCUGCAGGAUUGUAAACAGUGUAGCUUUCUAUUCUGCAUGGUAGCAAUGCUAUGAUUCUCUGUAUCUGUUGAGAUGCAGAUCCUCCAGUUAAAAAUGGGGAUCUUCUGUUCUUUGAUUAAUUCAGAAAUGAAGAAACAUGAAAAGCAUAUUAUUCCUUCAUUGACUUGGUCUUUCAGACCUACUUAUUGUCUGUAAGAUUUACCUCUGCCAAAUUGUAUGAAUACCUUACAAUUUUCUC
Molecule: messenger RNA, 1327 nt
Organism: Telopea speciosissima
Lineage: Eukaryota; Viridiplantae; Streptophyta; Magnoliopsida; Proteales; Proteaceae
Product: probable arabinose 5-phosphate isomerase
Exons: 3
Coding region: 75-1103 (342 amino acids)
Biological process (GO): carbohydrate metabolic process; carbohydrate derivative metabolic process
Molecular function (GO): isomerase activity; carbohydrate derivative binding
Source: RefSeq, a predicted model, not a curated record